AUGUGUGAUGUAGUUUUUUAUUUUACUGUUCUAGCAAAUGUUGGAAACUACUAUUAUGGACAAGGACAUGUGAUGAAGCCCCAUCGCAUUCGAAUGACCCAUCAUCUUCUAUUAAACUAUGGUAUUUACAGAAACCUUGAAGUUUAUCGUCCGUUUCCAGCAACAUUUGAAGAAAUGACGCGAUUUCACACCAAUGAAUAUAUGAUGUUUUUACGAACGGCUACGCCGGAUAAUUUGAAACAAUUUAAUAAACAGAUGUUGAAAUUCAAUGUUGGUGAAGAUUGCCCGGUUUUCGAUGGUUUAUUUGAGUUUUGUCAGUUGUCAUGUGGUGGAUCUCUAGCAGCAGCUGUGAAACUGAAUAAGCGGAAGGCAGAUAUUGCGAUAAAUUGGAUGGGAGGAUUGCAUCAUGCUAAGAAAAGUGAAGCCAGUGGUUUCUGUUAUACAAAUGAUAUUGUUUUAGGAAUCCUUGAACUACUCAAAUAUCAUAAAAGAGUACUUUAUGUUGAUAUCGAUGUGCAUCAUGGUGAUGGUGUUGAAGAGGCGUUUUAUACUACUGAUCGAGUUAUGACAUGUUCAUUUCAUAAAUAUGGUGAUUUCUUUCCGGGUACAGGAGAACUAAAGGAUAUUGGGGCUGGCAGGGGGAAAUAUUAUGCAGUUAAUGUUCCUUUGAGAGAUGGCAUCACGGACGAAUCCUAUCAAAGCAUUUUUGUGCCAGUGAUGGAAAGAGUUAUGGAAACGUUUCAACCGUCAGCUGUAGUUUUGCAGAAUGGAGCAGAUUCAUUAAACGGCGAUCGUUUAGGCACCUUUAAUCUUACUUUAAGAGGUCAUGGUGCUUGUGCCCGAUUUUUUCGAGAGCGACAUAUUCCACUGAUGAUGCUUGGUGGUGGCGGUUACACACCUCGAAACGUCGCUCGAUGUUGGACUUAUGAGACUUCAAUUGCUGUUAAUAUGGAAGUCUCAGAUGAUCUUCCAUACAAUGAUUAUUUUGAGUAUUUUGGUCCCCAUUAUCGACUUCAUAUCGAUCCUUCAAAUGCUAAUAAUGAAAAUACUCCUGAUUUUCUGAGAAAAAUACAGGAAGGAGUUAUGGAGAAUUUGCGACAUUUGCCACAUGUUCCAAGUGUACAAAUGCAACCUAUUGGUGAUGAUUCCUAUGCUAAUCGCUAUAUAAAUGCGGAGGAAGCUGCGCAUGAUAACGCUAACCCGGAUGUUCGGCUGAAUAAUACAGUGAUGGAGGCAUCUGUUGAACAUCAAGGGGAAUAUUAUGAUGGUGAAAAAGAAGGAGGAGAUUUACGAAAUGAACAAUCUUACAAGCGAACAGUCACAGAAGCAGAAAUUGGCGAAAGUGAGAGAUCGAAAAAACCAAAAUUGGAGGUCACUCCUUGA
This is a messenger RNA of Thelazia callipaeda (thelaziosis nematode), 1383 nucleotides long. NCBI's taxonomy places the organism in Eukaryota, Metazoa, Nematoda, Chromadorea, Rhabditida, Thelaziidae. The record is from the annotation of a GenBank genome assembly.